Gasterosteus aculeatus aculeatus (three-spined stickleback) is the source of this 830-nucleotide messenger RNA. RefSeq names its product RNA polymerase II subunit D (gene polr2d). The record is from RefSeq and is a predicted model, not a curated record. Gene Ontology annotation, molecular function: nucleotide binding. Gene Ontology annotation, biological process: DNA-templated transcription initiation. Gene Ontology annotation, cellular component: RNA polymerase complex. NCBI's taxonomy places the organism in Eukaryota, Metazoa, Chordata, Actinopteri, Perciformes, Gasterosteidae.
CGGAAGUGAUAGUUGUCACAGCCGGAAGUGUUUGCCUUUGUUUUCCCGUAGCCGCAGUCUGUAAACUGAACGCUGUUCCGUGAUUCAACUGAUCCGCAGAGUCCCCCCGAUCCCCGUCGGAGAUCUCCGACAGUCCGUUUAACGCCUCUGGUAGCGGCUGCCGGCGCUCCUCUCCGCCGCUGUUUGUCCCCUCAGAUGACGCUCACAGUUAGCUGUUAGCUGUUAGCCGCUAGCUGGUAGCUGUUGUGUCGUCGUGUGUCAUGGCGGCGGGAGGAAGCACUGCUUCUGCUCAUGUUGGAGACGUCGAAGAAGACGCGUCGCAGCUGCUGUUUCCUAAAGAGUUCGAGAGCUCAGAGACCCUGCUGAACUCAGAGGUCCACAUGCUGCUGGAACACCGGAAGCAGCAGAACGAGAGCGCCGAGGACGAGCAGGAGCUCUCCGAGGUCUUCAUGAAGACGCUCAACUACACGGCCCGGUUCAGCCGCUUCAAGAACCGGGAGACCAUCACCGCCGUGCGCAGUCUUCUGCUGCAGAAGAAGCUACACAAGUUUGAGUUGGCCAGUUUGGCCAAUCUGUGUCCGGAAGCAGCCGAAGAGGCAAAAGCCCUGAUCCCCAGUGUGGAGGGUCGCUUUGAAGACGAGGAGCUGCAGCAGAUCCUGGAUGACAUCCAGACCAAAAGGAGCUUCCAGUACUGAGACCAGCAACCCCUCUUUAUAUUACCCAGAGUCCUUCACUGACCAGACAGACUGAUCAUCUUAUCUAAUGACGUCACACAUGUCAUUGUCUUUCUGAUGUCGCAAUAAACUUCAUUUGUCUUUUUUUAUUUUUUA